UCGUAUAGAAACUUAAAGUUAGAACCUGCGGGUCACUUUCAUGCCUUUUUCACUGGGGAUAACUUUUUCAUUACGUGUGCUGCACCUUCAAAUAGCUUCGCCACUAGACUCACUUGGCAGGCGCCUAAUGGAAGGGACAUCACUACCAGUGCUGGAAGAGUUCAUGUGGAAGCCACAACUGAAGUUCCCCAUCGUCUUGAAUUGGUUUUCGAAGACGUUAAAUAUGAAGAUAGAGGGAAAUAUACAUGCUCAGCCAUUAUAGAUGGUAGAGAAGCGAAGACAUAUUUCGUGCUUACGGUUUACCGUACUUUCCAUUGCAUUCUGGGGUACACCUGAGCAACAGCAUGGUAAGGAAGGUGAAGACCUUACAGUUACCUGUAAUGUAAGAUCUGAUCCAACUGCUAUAAUUUCGUGGUAUGUUAAUGGAACUCUUAUUUUAGAUAGUUCAAGAUACACAAUGAGUGAUGAUGGUCUUCACAUUCGUAGUCUACGACCCUCAGAUUAUGGGAAAUAUACGUGUCGAGCUUUCGUUGUCACACCUCAUAGUUCUCAAAUGAAAGAUAAGGACAUCACACUUUAUGUUCAAUGUACGGUUUGCUUUGGUCACCCUUCAAUAGUGCAAGUGUGA
Molecule: messenger RNA, 628 nt
Organism: Parasteatoda tepidariorum (common house spider)
Lineage: Eukaryota; Metazoa; Arthropoda; Arachnida; Araneae; Theridiidae
Source: RefSeq, a predicted model, not a curated record